This is a messenger RNA of Fusarium oxysporum Fo47, 1473 nucleotides long. Its product is annotated as Alpha/Beta hydrolase protein. The transcript is spliced from 4 exons. Gene Ontology annotation, cellular component: fungal-type vacuole. The record is from RefSeq and is a predicted model, not a curated record. Gene Ontology annotation, molecular function: serine-type carboxypeptidase activity. Gene Ontology annotation, biological process: proteolysis. Lineage: Eukaryota; Fungi; Ascomycota; Sordariomycetes; Hypocreales; Nectriaceae. Bases 1 to 1473 code for a protein of 490 amino acids.
AUGGUUCCACGAUAUUUCCUCAGCACUCUUGCGUGGCUCAAGAUGUUGGGCGUUGCUGCGGGCAAUCGGCUACUCCCUCCUGCAGACAGUUUCGAAGGCCAAGGCGAUCUCCCUUCGUUCUCGCUAAAGCUGGGAAACGACACAGCUUCGGUAUGCAACAGCACUACGCCUGGGACUGCAGGCUUCAUCAAGUCGGAUGAUGGCACCGAUAGUGAGAUGUUCUUUUGGCUCUAUGAAAGCAAGAACGAUCCAUCGACAGACCCUGUCAUUCUUUGGAUGAGCGGCGGCCCUGGCGCCUCGUCCACCGCAUAUGGAGGUUUAAUGGAACUCGGCCCCUGUCGCAUCGCUCACGAAGGUGGUUAUACGGUCGAUAAUCCUUUUGGGUGGAAUACUAAUGCCUCGGUUAUUUUCGUUGACCAACCCGUGUCGGUCGGAUUCUCUCGCGGAAACGCCAUACCAGAUGGCUUAGUCGAUGCCUCCCACCUCAUGCAUAGGUUCCUGCGUCAAUUCUUCACCGCGUUCCCCCAGCUGUCUCACCAAGACUUCUAUAUCUCCGGUGAGUCGUACGGAGGCUCGUGGGUCCCCGCCCUUGGUGCCAUCAUCGCCAAAAGCCAGGCCGAGGGCGACAAGUCUGGUUAUUCCGUCAAUCAGCAAUCGAAGCCUUCACAAAACCAGCUGAGCGAACCUGCUGGAGCUGUGAAGAUUAACCUCAAGGGUGUCAUGGUUGGAAAUGGCCUGAUAAGAAGGUCUGUCCAGAACGGCGGCGGUUUUGAGACUGCUUGCUCUGGCCCUGACAGCCUCUUCAACUCAUCCACUUGCCGGAAAUGGGCACCUCGAGCUAUGUGGUGCGAACAGAAUCUCGGCGUCUGCGAGACUGAGGGAUGGACCUCGGACGUGUGCCGGAAAACCGAGAAGCUCUGUAGCGAGAUGGGUCAGUAUGUUACAGGGACCCUACGGCGUAACCCCAACGAUUUCCGCCUCCCUUGCGAAAAUGAGUUGGAAUGCUACGCAGAGAUGCCACUCAUAGAUGAGUAUUUCAACAGAACAGAUGUCAAGACAGCGUUGGGCGUCGAACCGAAUGCGCCUUUUAGGGGUGUUUCCCUUGAAGUGUUCAAUCGGUGGCAGGAGAAUGGUGAUCUGUGGAAAUCGAGCGACAGCUACGUCAACUAUCUCUUGAACGCGAACUACCGUGUUCUUAUCUACGUAGGUGAUAAGGAUUGGUACUGCAAUGCCGCCGCCGGCAUGCGACGGUUGGUCGAUCAGGGGCUUGUUUGGCACGGUCACCCUUUCUUCCGAUUUCGAGAGCUCAUCCCAUGGUACACAGGGCUCAAACCUGCCGGCCGUUGGAAGGCGUAUGGGCCCUUAACCUAUGCCGAAAUUGUCGACGCCGGCCACUUGGCGCCAUUCGACAAACCUGAGGAGACGCUGACGUUGAUAAAUUCUUGGAUUCAAGGAUCGCUCCCUUCUCACUGA